Messenger RNA from Coturnix japonica (Japanese quail), 297 nucleotides. NCBI's taxonomy places the organism in Eukaryota, Metazoa, Chordata, Aves, Galliformes, Phasianidae. The record is from the annotation of a RefSeq genome assembly.
AUGUCUCCCCUACACUUCAGCUUCUACUCAGCAUUCACAUUCAGCAGCUUAGGAUUAGCAUUCCACCGUACACAUCUCAUCUCCGCCCUACUCUGCCUAGAAAGCAUAAUACUAUCCAUAUUCAUCCCCCUUUCAAUUUGAUCAGUAGAAAACCAAACUCCAUCCUUCACCAUCGUACCUAUCCUAAUACUAGCCUUCUCUGCAUGCGAAGCCGGCACAGGCCUAGCAAUACUAGUAGCCUCCACACGAACACACGGCUCCGACCAUCUACAUAACCUCAACCUGUUACAAUGCUAA